Vespula pensylvanica (western yellowjacket) is the source of this 1566-nucleotide messenger RNA. Its product is annotated as protein abrupt-like. Gene Ontology annotation, cellular component: nucleus. The coding region runs from base 280 to 1419 and encodes 379 amino acids. Gene Ontology annotation, molecular function: protein binding. The transcript has a single exon. Gene Ontology annotation, biological process: regulation of transcription by RNA polymerase II. Lineage: Eukaryota; Metazoa; Arthropoda; Insecta; Hymenoptera; Vespidae. The record is from RefSeq and is a predicted model, not a curated record.
AAACAAUGAAAAAGAUAGGCACGAAGUACGAAUUAAAUCGAAAACGUGUUGUUCCUUUUAUAAAAAUUUUCUUUCUCCAGGGACGUACCCUACGAAAUUGCCGCGCUUUCAAAAGUAGCGAUUUCGAAAAUCCGCAUACUUCACUAAAGAACAUAGUUGCGAGCGAUGACAGCGGCACGUGUCAUGGCGAGUAGUAAAGCAUUGACAUAAGAAUAGACGAGUCGAGUCGUCGGAUAUAAUCAUCGAGUAAUAACGAAGAAAUUGAGCAAAUUGUAGAAAAUGAAGGAGGAAACAAUGCUUAGUUUAAAGUGGCACAGUUUUCACUCUCACUUGGCAGUUUCUCUAGAUACGUGCUAUGAGAAGCAACAGUUUGUGGAUCUUUCCUUGGUGUGUAAAGACGGAACGAUAUUAAAGUGUCAUAAGAUGGUAUUAGCAAAUUCGAGUCCUUUCUUUCGACGUUUACUCGUCGCUAACGAUCAUCCUCAUCCGAUGAUCAUACUUCAUGAUAUCGAGGCAGAUGAUCUUAAAACUAUUGUCAAUUUCAUGUAUUGCGGAGAGAUAAAAGUAGUUAAAAGUGAGGUUAGGAGGUUGCUAAAGUUAGCAGAAAUCUUAGAGGUUACUGGUUUGCGACAUAUUCAAAGGUCAAUUUUAACGGGAGAACACUAUAAUACGUCUCAAGAAGUUCCUAAAAAAACAACUACCGUAAACCCUUCUAAGAUAGAAGACAGCAGGAAUUCUAAUAAAAGUGGUCCAAACUCUGACUUCAGAUCAAAGGUUCAAAAUAAAAAUGCAUCUCAAUCUACUACAUUUGUUUCUUCCUCUCAUUCGCAUAGUAGCACGCUUAAAACUUCCCAGGACACUGUUAAAAGAAACGAGGACAGUAAUAUUACUGCUUCAAAUCAACGAUUUGAAAGUAACAGAUCUAAUAUUAAUAUAAUAGAUAUUAAUGAUAUACCAAGUACAAGUAAAGGUUUACAAACGCCAUUGACUUCGAAAAGAAAAGCAUCUGAUGAUUCUGUUAUUAGCUGGCAAAAGAUUUUAUCUACUAUAUCAAAGGACAAGCAAUUACCAUUAAAAAGAUUAUGCAUCAUGGAUGAAGUGGAAAUUACUCCUGGUAAACCUUCCUCAUCCAAAUCUGAUGCUAAGAGAGACGAGCCAUUGGACAGAAGGAAAUCGACGGAUACUGUCCAUAGUAGUACUUCUAUGAAAUGUGCAGUUUUCAUAAAAGAUGAGGUAGACGUUUCAUCAGAGUUAGAAGAAAAUGCAGAUAUGGAUCCUCUUGAAAUUGAAGAACUUGAAAGUGAAAAUACAGAGAAUGUUGUAACACCUAAACGAACGUUCCGUUUGUGGAACGUCGAUCGGACUUAUAAUACACGUAGAAUGCUAGAUUUUCCACCAAAGAAAGGUUCUAACAGUUAAUAUGCGGGCCAUCGAACUUUGUUCUGUUGAGAGUGAUGCUUCUUUAGAUAAUGCAAUCUUGUGAUUGUAAAUUUCUUUAGAAGGAUAAAUCUUGUUAAAAACUCAUCCUCGUUGUGUGAUUAUAAAUAAGGACUAACAUUUCCACUU